This is a messenger RNA of Melanotaenia boesemani (Boeseman's rainbowfish), 8790 nucleotides long. RefSeq names its product bromodomain adjacent to zinc finger domain, 2Ba (gene baz2ba). NCBI's taxonomy places the organism in Eukaryota, Metazoa, Chordata, Actinopteri, Atheriniformes, Melanotaeniidae. Bases 250 to 7494 code for a protein of 2414 amino acids. The record is from RefSeq and is a predicted model, not a curated record. Gene Ontology annotation, molecular function: protein binding; DNA binding. The transcript has 38 exons.
CAAUCUGCUGUUAGUAACUAACACACACACUCACACACCGAGACUCAAUUACUGCCCAAUUCCCUUCUUUAUCAUUCGUCCCCGACCUCUUUCAUAACCAAAACCGACCAAGGAAAAAAAGAGGCGACAAGAAGAGCGAGACGAAGUAUUAGUUGAGCUAAAAGCCCACGUUGGAAAUAAGUAAAGUGUCGAAACUAAAAUAAGGUGUUACAGCAGUUAUGUCAAAGAGCUGAAGACAUCUCUAACAAUAUGGAGUCUGGAGAGCGGCUGGCCUCCCCUGCGCCCACCCUGUCUGCUGCUCGCACCUCCUCCCCUGCGGCCUCUUCCUCCUCCUCCUCUUCUUCCUCUUCGUCAUCGCCUGCUCCCCACUCUAAGAGCAGCCUGGCCUCGAGCCCAUCAGCCCUGGGAUCCACCCUCACCACCUCUGGCCGUCUAUUUGGAGCAGCAGGAGAGCAGCCCUUCAUUGGCUCUACAUUGUCAAGUGCCUACCCUCUGGUGAACCACCCAGCCUUCGGAGCCCUCUAUACUGCCGGAGCAGGCAGACCCGAGUUUGGAGGCCUGGGCUCCCUUGGGAUGUCAGCUGCUCUGGCUGCCCACCCCCAGCUCGGAGCCCUGUCUGAAUGGUGGCGAGCUGCUGAAGCCCACGGACGGGGAGCUGCUGCCUUUCUCCCCUCCUUCAUAGGCUUCCCUCCAUUCUUCGCCCCUCACAUUCAGCCCAAUCACAACGCUAGUCCUAUUCAGAUCAGGACACCUGGCAAGAAUAGCCAUGCCCCACCUAAAGGUUUGAAUGGUGCAGUGAAUGGCAGCGGGGUCUGCCCUCCCACCACACAAUCAGGGAGCUUUUCUGCAAGUCCGACUCCUGUUCAGGCCCCAACAAAGCCAGCCAAAAAUCCAGACCCCUCUAACAGCCACUGUAGCAGCCCACAGAACAAUCCAGCCGAGUUGGCGGAGCAGAGGAUUCAGAAAACUAAAGAGAAGAAGCCACGAAAGAAGCCAGCAGACACUUCUUUGGUGAGCAAUAGUGAAUCAGGCUCAUCCUCAGACAGCUCAAGUGACGGGUCCCUCAGCAGUGACCUGGAAGACCUAGCAGAGGAUGAUGAAGAUGAUGAUGAUUAUGACGAGGAUGAUGAAGAAGAGGACAAACAGAGUGAAUUAUCAGACUCUGAGAAACGGACAAAGAAAAAAGCAAAGGUUUUGAUACCCAGCUCUGGAACUGCAAAGACUGACAGGCCACUCUCUAGGGAGGCCCAGGACAAGAAAGAAACCCAUGCUGCUCAGAAGGUGCCCUCUAACCCCCCGACCCUCGUUCCCCUACCCUGCUCUGUGUCCCCUCCUGCCUUGUCCCAAACCUCAGCACUGGGGCUGCACAGCUCCAGGUCCCGGACCGAGGGACCACAACAACACUUCAGUGUGAUUCAGUCCACCGGCCUGGCUGCCAACCCAAAACCUCUGGCACUCCUCACUCAGCCCCGAAGGGAGUCUUCGCCGUCUUCCUCCCCCAUAGCUCUCACCACAUCUCCAAAGGCACUCUCUAGCACUGCCUCUCCCAAACCUCCCAAACUGCUGCCCUCCUCCUCCCCACAGCACUUGCCCCUCUCCCUCUGCUCUUCCCCAAAGCCCCUCUCUGUCCCUUCUCCGCCCCGCUCAACUCUCCCGGCAUCUACCUCCCCAAAACCGUUCAGUUUGACCUCAUCAUUAACAAGCUCCCAGAAGUCCUUGCUGAAGCCACCAAAGCAUGCUGUUCCUGGCACCGCCAAAUCCAACAAAAGGAAACUGCUGGAAGCUUCACUUGCGCAGAUCAAUGAGUUCAGGCUCAAACAGACUCUCAUGUCCCAAGGGCAGACGUUCCCAGCUGAGCAAAAGAAGCAGCAGCAGAGGCCAAACAAAUCUCCCAGGAGGACAUCGCUGUCUUCACUGCCAUUGCCACCUGUUCCGCCUCCACCCCAGAACAAUCACUCCAACCUCUUUCUUUCGAGUGCCCUGCUGGGUCUCUCUGAACCCCAUCAUCCAAAUGGAGUCAUCCAAAGUACCACUCAGGACGCACCUUUGGCCCUCAUCACCAAACCUCGCAAAGACUCUGCCUCUCAAGGCAAGCCUCCCCAGCGUGACCCAGAUGCUGGGUCGAUGCCUGUCAAUCUGAGCACAGGGGCAAGCAGGGGCCAAGCAACAACCCAGGUUGGUCCUUCGCCACAGCCCUCCACUACCUCACCCCAUGCCACGGGCCAUGGAUCUAGAAAGAACAAGACCCCCAAGGGUAAGGGACAGACACCAGGGCUGGGACAAGCAGACCCUUUAGCUGCCUGGAAGGGCUUCUCUCAGAACCAUCUGGUACAGUCUCUAGUUGAUUUAUUCAGAGGAGGAGAGUCCGGCAUUGGGAUUCCUGGAGUUAGUAUCCCUGGGGUUGGAAUUCCUGGUGUAGGAAUCCCUGGGACAUGUAACCCCACAGCUGGUCUCCCAGCCAAUAAGGAAUCUGAUGACUCAGGAGAUGAUGAUGAUGAUGAGGAUGACGACCUUGAGGAGGAGGAGGAUGAAGAGGACUCAGAUGAUAGUCUGUCAGAGUCAGACAGUAACUCAGAUAGUGACAUCUCUGGGAAAAAAGUGAAGGAGUCAAAGCUGCUGCCGUCUGGAUCAUCUAAGAAGGAGAUGAUUCCUCGCAGGAUUACCAAAGGUCCAGAACUACUGAACACCUCAACCAAUCACACCGCCACCAGCUGCUCCCCUCUAAACCUACAGGUCAUCAAGAGUCCCACUAUUGCCACCAGCUCCAGUGCCUUGGCCUAUCACAGCUCCCCAGGCUCAUCCUCCUACAGCCUCUCCUCUCCAUUAGGUUUAGGGAAGAGGAAGAGGGUGAUGGAUGAGAAGGAGCUAAUGGCACCUCUGGAGAUGGGGUGGAGGAGGGAAACAAGAAUCAAAUCAGUGGCAGGACGCCCGCAGGGCGAGGUGGCCUACUAUGCCCCAUGUGGCAAGAAGCUGAGGCAGUACCCUGACGUGAUGAAGUAUCUAUCCAGAAAUGGAAUAAGUGGCAUCACGCGUGAUAAUUUUAGCUUCAGUGCAAAGAUAAGGGUUGGUGACUUCUAUGAAGCCAGAGAAGGACCCCAGGGUUUACAGUGGAGCCUUUUGAAGGAAGAGGAGGUCAUUCCUCGUAUUUUGGCGAUGGAAGGGCGUAGGGGUCGUCCCCCAAAUUCAGAGCGGCAGCUAGCAGGCGACGGCGCCAAAGGUAACCGACGGAGGAAGGGACGACCCCCUAAUGUGGGCGAUCCACUUCCAACUGAGGGCCCAAGUCCCAGUGAAGUCAAACUCCUGCGCAAACUAGAAGCUCAAGAAAUAGCUCGACAAGCCGCCCAGAUGAAACUGAUGAGAAAACUGGAAAAGCAGGCACUGGCGCGUGCAGCCAAAGAAGCUCGCAAACAGCAAGCUAUCAUGGCAGCAGAGGAGAGGAGGAAGCAGAAGGAGCAGAUAAAGAUUCUCAAGCAGCAGGAAAAGAUCAAGCGCAUUCAGCAGAUUCGGAUGGAGAAGGAACUGAGAGCGCAGCAAAUUUUGGAGGCUAAACGGAAAAAGAAGGAAGAUGCCGCUAAUGCCAAAAUAUUGGAAGCUGAAAAGCGUUUAAAGGAGAAAGAGUUGAGGAGACAGCAGGCGGAGAUUCUUAAACACCAGGAGUUGGAGAGGCAUAGACUAGAUAUGGUAUGGGAGAGAGAAAGGAGGAGGCAACAUGUAAUGCUGAUGAAAGCUGUUGAGGCUCGCAAGAAAGCAGAGGAGCGUGAACGCUUGCGGCAGGAAAAAAGGGAUGAGAAGCGCUUGAACAAAGAGCGUAAACUGGAGCAAAGGCGGCUGGAGUUGGAGAUAGCUAGAGAACUGAAGAAGCCAAAUGAAGAUAUGUGUCUGUCUGACCAUAAGGCGCUUCCAGAAUUCUCCCGCAUUCCUGGUCUCAUCCUACCAGGAUGUGCUGUGUCGGACUGCUUGAUGCUAAUGCACUUCUUGCGGGGAUUUGGAAAAGUUUUGGGACUUGAUUUGAAUGUGGAUGUGCCCACCUUGGGAAUGCUACAGGAGGGCUUGCUCAAUGUGGGGGACAGCAUGGGCCAAGUUCAAGACCUUUUGGUCAAACUGCUUUCUUUAGCAGUCUGCGAUCCCGGCUUGCCACCAGGGCAAAAGACAAAAACUAUGUUGGGGGACCACCUGACAAACGUCGGCAUCAACAGGGAUAAUGUCUCUGAGGUGCUGCAGAUGUACAUGGGAGCCCAUUGUGCCAAUACAGACCUGGCUCCUCUGGCCCUCAGUCUGAAAACCAAAGCCUUCCAGGCUCACACGCCUGCCCAGAAAGCCUCAAUUCUCGGGUUCCUGGCUAAUGAGCUGGCAUGCAGCAAAGCUGUUAUCAGUGAGAUAGAUAAGAACCUGGAUCAAAUGGCAAACAUGAGGAAGGACAAGAUCAUUAUGGAGGGAAAACUGAAGAAGUUGAAGACCAUUUAUGCCAAGCGAACUGGUAAGAGGGAGGCGAGCACAGGUGUGGAAGAGAACCAGUCUGUUGGCACUCCAUCUUCUGCCGCCAAACGCAAGAGGAAACUGGGUGGAGACAGCGAAGACGAUGAAGACGACGAUGAUGACAGCGAUGACCAGGCAGAGGACGAGGAGGACGAGGAGGUGGAAGAAUUUAAAAAAGUAAAAAAAGUAGAGGCAUAUGACGAGGAUGAAGUCGACCAAGCUACCAGUAUUGAGGAGCUGGAGAAGCAAAUAGAAAAAUUAGCAAAGCAACAUCAUCAGACCAGAAGAAAGCUCUUUGAAAUAUCCCACUCUUUACGUUGCAUGAUGUACGGACAGGACCGGUACCGCCGCCGGUACUGGGUGCUACCUCACUGUGGAGGGGUCUUUAUUGAAGCAAUGGAGAGUGGAGAAGCUCCAGAGGAGCUGGAUGAGGAGCGACAGAGGAGGAGAAGAGCAGCAGAGGAGGUCAAAGUAAAAGAGGAACCCCAGGAAAUAGAGUUGCAGAAGGAGCAAUCUGCCAGCCAUGAUGGGCAGAACAUCCGGACACAAAGCUUGGAGCAACAGAAAGAUGAGGACAAGGAGUAUGAGGGGAAGAAAAACUCCAAAUCAUUCUUCUACCAGCAGCCAAGCUGUGUUUCCAAACUCUGCUUGCUCCGGGAUGUUGGCAAGGAUGUUGGUAAAGAGUCUGUAAAGGCAGAGGAGAAGGAGAGUUCCCAUGUGAGACAAAACGGCGGUCCCAUGGGCACUCCUAUCGCCUCAAACAAAGGAACAUCAUCCUCCCCCAGUCACAGCACUCCUGAGCCAGCAGCAGCAACAACUCCCUCCAUGGUGACAAUUAAUGACACAACCAACAUCCCUCCGCCAGCUUCAACCUGUUUAUCUUUCCCAAGCCUGCCAGCUCUACUGGAAAGCCCAGGAAACACUCCUCCAACCUCUUCCCCAGCUCCAUCUCCACACCUUUCAUUCCAAGCCAACGACCAGUUGCUCAGAGUCCUGACAGAGAGGAGUGGACACUGGUUUAGUCUGCUUCCCCGCAACCCCUGCGACCUUUCUUCUCUUACUACUACUCCUCCAGGAGCACCUCGUGGGUCUCCUCAGGCAUCUUCCACCCCAGGCAGACCCAGGUCCCCACCUCCAUCCCCUGCCCUCCCACUUACCCCAUCAGCUGCCUCUGCCUCCACCAGCCCCCACCACCCAGCUGGCCUCCUCAACUACCCACUGUCUGCCCUGCAGGUGAAGUCAGGUGGUCCAUUGCUAGGAGCUUCUUUCGCAAGCUGGCCGAGUGGCAUUAUAAGUCCCAGCCUGCCUCUGUGCAGCAGCCCCAGUCCCAUGUUGGGUCACUCUCUUGAGGGCAACACAGCUGCAAGCAUCUCUAGUAAGAGUGAAUCACCUUUACCUCGUAUUGAAAAAAGUUCUUCAAUGCCCUCUACUGCAUUUGAGAUGCCAAAGUCCCUUGACCACCUCACACCUCGGCCCAUCCCUGAAGAGAUGCUGACAGGGUGGUGGCGAGUGUCUGACAUUGAAGGGCUGAGGGGUUUAGUAAAUGCCCUGCACAACCGAGGAAUCAGAGAAAAGAUCCUGCAGCGGCAGAUGCAGAAAUAUUUGGAGAUUAUCCCUCAGGUCUGCACCAAACACAAAGAUGUGGCCAUGAUUGAGCUCCGUGAGCUGGAGGAGAGCCAGGUCAGUGUGGAGUCGGUGCGGGGUUGGUGUGUGGAGGAGCAAGCAAUGGAAAUGGACAUUGCUGUGCUGCAGCAAGUUGAGGAAUUGGAGAGGAAAGUCACUGCAGCCAGCCUGCAGGUCAAGGGCUGGACGUAUCCAGACCCUCAAUCUGAGCGGGAAGACCUGGUGUACUACGAACACAAGCCGCCCACCAAAUCAACGGCAGCACCAGGAAGCGCAGGAGACAAGGACUCCAAGGAGCAUCCAGAGGAUCGUGGGGAGAAGGGCGGGGUGAUACGUCACCCGGACAACCCGUUGGACAUAGCAGUGACACGUCUGGCUGAUCUGGAGCGCAACAUCGAGAGAAGGUACCUGAGGAGCCCCUUAGGUACCACCAUUCAGAUCAGGCUGGAUAAUGUGGGUACGGUCACUGUCCCUGCCCCCGCCCCAUCCACUAGUGCUGACAGGGAAGGUGGUGAAGAGGAGGUGGCCCAUGGUAUGAAGGUAUGGAGGAAGGCCCUGAGUGAAGUGCGUAGUGCUGCCCAGCUGGCAAUGUGUAUCCAGCAGCUUCAGAAGUCGAUUGCCUGGGAGAGGUCCAUCAUGAAAGUGUAUUGUCAGAUGUGCAAGAAGGGGGAUAAUGAGGAUCUGCUCCUGUUGUGUGAUGGCUGUGACAAAGGGUGUCACACUUACUGUCACAAACCCAAGAUCACCAGCAUCCCAGAAGGAGACUGGUACUGUCCAGCCUGCAUAUCCAAGGCAAGUGGUCCAUCCCCUAAAAGUAAAAAGCCUCCUGCCAAACCAGUUUCUUCUAGUGGAGGAGGUGGUAAAAAAGGAGGCGAGGCGAAGAAGAACGGGAAGCAGACAGGGAACGGGGAAGUGUUGGAAGAAGACUCAGCCAGUGCCAGCAGCACACCCAAGAAAGGAGCAAAGGAUACCAGCAGGAAGAGAAAAGCAGAGGAGAGUUCACCCGCUCUCACUCUGGCCAAUCAGGAGAGCCCUGUCUGUGUGAAGCGAGCUAAGACAGCAAGAGACAACAACAGGGACUUGGGAUUAUGCAGAGUACUUCUUGCUGAGUUGGAGCGGCAUCAGGAUGCAUGGCCUUUCCUCACACCUGUCAACCUGAAAUCAGUCCCGGGCUACAGGAAGAUCAUCAAGAAACCGAUGGACUUCUCCACCAUACGUGAGAAGCUUGUGAGCAGCCAGUAUCAAAACCUGGAGACUUUCAUUAUUGAUGUCAACUUGGUCUUUGAUAACUGUGAAAAAUUCAAUGAAGACAAUUCAGACAUUGGUCGAGCUGGUCAUAACAUGAGAAAAUUCUUUGAGAAGCGCUGGACUGAGCUUCUGAAACAAACAAACUAAAAGUCUGCUCAGACUUUUCCACCUGAUCCUGUUUGACUUUUCAUGUUGGAGCACCAGGUUCUACUUUCAUUCUUCUCAUGGAGGUGGUGGCUUUGCGUGAUGGAAAAAAAAGUCAACCCCUUCUAAGGAACCUGUGAUGUACUUAAGAGAGAUGAUACCUUGAAAAAUAAAAAAGAAAAAAAAAAACGUUGUUACAUGAGGUGCGCUGGAUUUAUAACAACAGGGAUAAAAGCCCCAAAGAGUCCCAGAGAAAUGGGGUGUCCUAGUGCAAUACCAUUCCCUGUCUCAGAACACUGCACUGAAUGAAUCCUCAAAUGUCACUGAUGUAUCUGCGCUAGAAUACUUUCCACUACUUGUAAAUAGUCUUUUGUUAUUUAAUCGUAUUAUAGUGAAUGUAUUUAAUUUUGUAAUAAUUAUUUAUGAAUCAAGGUCCACUUCAUUUUCUAUGAAAAGGAGGAAUCAUCUGAACUGCUUUGAAUUAAAAAAAAAAAGGAAUGUGUCUUUGUGUUGUAAUUUUUCCCAAAUAGCAAACAAAGCCAAGAAAAAAAAAACUGUUUACACUGUUCAGUGCUUUGGGGCAUCAGAGGACUGUAUUCAUUUGUUCAAACUGUAAAACUGCAUUUAUUUACAGGAACAGCAGAGGAAACAGACAAUGGUGAUUCAUGUGUAUAUACUGUUUAUUAAUGUCAAUAUUAUGUCUUGUUUGGAACGAUGUGUACAAAUUGUUUAAGAAUAUUAAGAUAUUGUUUAUGCCUUAGAAUGAUUGUAGCAUUCUAUUUUAGUGAACGUGAUGAAAACAUUAUCAUAAAUAUUGUUUGUACAGUAUAUACAUAUCCUCUGCAAACACUGUGGUAUCCUUAAUCUUGGUAGUGCCUACCCUUCCAACAGGGGCAUGUAGGGGAUGUUCUUGUUUUUAGUUUUCAUUCUUAUGACAAUUAUUUUUUUAUAUGAUUUCAAUCCAACAAGGCCUCCAAAGUUGGACAGUGACACAGAAAUCAUUCCUCAUCAUAGCAGGAAAAAAAGGAAGGAACAACAAGCAUCCAAAUAUGCUUCCAUAAUGCAUUUCCUCGUUAUCUGCCACAAUACAGAGGACCUAAGGCCAUUCGUAACCACUGUGUUGAACCUUGCUGUGUGUUGUGGCCUGAUGGAGGCAGCUAGAGUUUUUUGUACCCAAGUCAAAAGUACUUGAAGUUACUUUUAUUCCACAAUAUCUUAAAUAAAAGUAUCAUUCUUUUGUAGGAGCUUUAUUUUUCACUAGUGUGUGGCACGGACCUAUUAAAAGGAUGUUUUUCAACG